This is a messenger RNA of Pelagomonas calceolata, 818 nucleotides long. NCBI's taxonomy places the organism in Eukaryota, Pelagophyceae, Pelagomonadales, Pelagomonadaceae. The record is from the annotation of a GenBank genome assembly.
UGCCAGCGGUGCAAUUGCGGGCCAUAGUGCAGCGGCACGCCGCCGACGCUGUCUUGAUGCAUAUAGAAUUGAUGCGCGACAGCGAUUUUGAGGCGUAACCGCAGUUAGGAGCUUGUGCACAGCAUCUCAUGGCCGCCCAGGCCUCAGCAGAGGACGCAAAACUCGACGGCUGGGUCCCGAGCUUGGAUCAUGCGACCUUUGUGGAUUGGAACCGGGUCUACGAGCCGAGCGAAGACACGUUUCUGCUCUUGGACGCGUUGUUCGCGGACCGCGCCGCGUUACGCGCGAGCCGCGCGAUCGUCGAAAUAGGGCCGGGGUCCGGCGUCGUGGCGACGUACCUUGCGAAGCUGACGCGUAACAGCGUGCUCGCGGUCGAUAUUAAUGAGGCCGCGUGCGCCUUGACAAUGAGGACGGCAGAAGCCAACGGCGCGCGCGUCGACGUCAUGCGGGGCGACCUCUGCGGCGCGCUGCGGUCGUAUAGUGUUGACGCCCUGGUCUUCAAUCCGCCCUACGUCCCCACUGAUGAUGAGGAGGUCGGCGGCGCCGGCAUCGAGGCGUCCUGGGCGGGCGGUCGUAACGGAAGGCGCGUGCUCGACCGGCUCCUGCCGCACGUCGCGCGCGUCCUGGCGCCGGCGGGGCGCUUCUACGUCGUCUGCGUCGCCGAGAACGACCCGGCGUCGAUCGUUUCCUACCUCCGCGCGCGGGGUCUGACGGGGGAGACGGUCCUGCGGCGCCGUGCGCGGAACGAGGCGCUGUCGGUGCUGCGGUUCGUGCGCGCUGCGCCUUCUUGAGGGCUGCUGGGUAAUCUGUUGUGUGUG